GUCAUCGAUUAGAUAAAAGUUGAAAAAAGUUUUUGACAAAAGAAUUCGAUUUUGUUUUUAUUAUUAUUUCAUUAAUUCUUUUGUUUGUUUUAAAUGAUUGUCUGACAAAAACUGAGACCAAUUGACGGAACCAUUUGGUGAUCAAUCGAUUCAGUGGUCAUUCAUUUAAGAGAAGAUAAUUUACAAGUCUUAUUAGUGACAAUCAGUGGUUUGUAAGAUGAAACCCGACUCUGAAUUUGUCUGUGAAAUAGACAAUUGUGGCAAACGAUUCCAAAGACCAGAUAGUCUGCGAAGUCAUGCGAUACCAUAAGUGUGGGUUCAGUGUUCGCAAACUGACGACCGCUGACCACUGUUCGGACACUCGUCUCAGUCAAUACUGGGGUCCGGCGCCCAGUAAUGACAGCGGUUGCAGUCGACGACAGUGUCUCAUUUGCGGCUACAUUGGACUGCCGUAUGACGUGAAGCGUCACAUUCAUAAUGUUCAUUAUUGUCGCCAUUGGAUCAAUGCUGGCCAUAAAGUAGCCGGUGAUCAAUCUCAACCACCUUUGAGUACACAGUCAAGAGUGGCAAAAAAGUCGGCAGUGACCACACAGUCGGCAAUGGCCACCAAAAAAGUUCGUAUAGUUGACGUGAAAAAUGUCGUACUAAAGAUGGCCGAAUGCAAUGGUGAAUCUCAAUUACCCCGAAUUACACAGUCAACAGUUGUGGCCAAAAAGUCAGAAGUGGCCACACAAUCGAUUGUGACGACACCGUCAGAAUUAACCACACAUUCAUCAGUGUCUACCAAAAAGGUCCGUAUAGUCGACGUAAAAGAUGUUAUCCAAAAGGUAAACGAAAGCAAUGGCCAGUCGAGCGGUGAACAGUCAUCCAUGACUUGUAUGAAUAAGACCGAUAGGUCUUUGGAUUUUAUCUGCAAUCUUAAUGAUUGUAACAAAUCAUUCGUCACAAAGAAGUCACUCCGUGAACACCAAUUGGACCAUUUGUGUGGUUUUCGUCUCAUAAAUCUCGAAGUGGACAAUCCGUGUUCAGAAGACAAUCUGAAUAAAUGGUGGAAUAAAUUGGAUAACAAAAAGUAUUCCUGUCUUUGGCCUAAUUGUCAAUCUUCGGCAACUUUUACAAACAUUCGAAGACAUGUCCACAAUAGUCACGUUUGUCCCUAUCGUAAGGGUAGAGAUAAGGCCGCCAAUGCUAAGAGUGAAUUGACUCUUAUGAAUACAGAAUCAAUUGGACAGUCAAAUGUCAAAAUUGUUAACAAAUCAAUGGAUAAUAAGAAAAAUUUUGGUCAAAAGUCACAAAAUAAAGGAAAAAUUGUAUCUUUUAAAGACAAUUAUUAUGAAUCAAAAGUUAUUGAUAUUAAACAAUUGCAAAAAAAACUAAAGGCUAAACAAAAACUAAACAAUGAAUUUAAUUCAUUUAACAAAUCAAAGAUACCAUUGAUGACAACAUUGAAGAGAAAGAAGGAAAUGAGAUCAAGAUUUGAUUUUACAUUUCCACCAGAAUUGAUGACAAAGAUUAUGGCCAAUGAAAAGGCAAAGAAAAUUUAUGAAGAGAUUAAAGAUAGAGAUGACGACCCCUUGUUUGAUGCACUCACUCAACAACAUCUCAAUGAAUCAAUGAAACGCAAGUCACAAAUUGCCGACAAUUUUAUGGAACCAAUUAAUAGCCGAAAAAUGGCGAAAAAGAUAUCUUUCGGACCAACCAUUUCGGCGCCUAAUUAUAAUAUGAGGAAAAUAUUCACUUUGAAUAACCAUUCAGUGUCUGAUGACAUGUAAUAUAAAGAUAAAAACUAUUAUUUUAUUUAAUA
Oppia nitens is the source of this 1804-nucleotide messenger RNA. RefSeq lists its product as uncharacterized. The record is from RefSeq and is a predicted model, not a curated record. Lineage: Eukaryota; Metazoa; Arthropoda; Arachnida; Sarcoptiformes; Oppiidae. The coding region runs from base 297 to 1772 and encodes 491 amino acids. The transcript is spliced from 2 exons.